Molecule: messenger RNA, 7056 nt
Organism: Closterium sp. Naga37s-1
Lineage: Eukaryota; Viridiplantae; Streptophyta; Zygnematophyceae; Desmidiales; Closteriaceae
Source: the annotation of a GenBank genome assembly
AUGACGUCGCAAGCACCGCAUCCCUCAAUCCGCGCACCAGCCUCCGCUUUGCACAUCGAACUUCCCCCGAGUCCGCGUUCCCCGUCGUCCCGCCGCCGUUCCGCCCCCCGCCGGUCCCCCCUUGCGCCUCCGCAAGCCGCCCAGCCCUCCCUGUCGGACCCCGCGGAAGCUCUCGCGGAGGUUUUUGUGCGCUCCCCGCGACCCACCGCUCCGCCAGUACGCUCCCCCGCCGCGCCCGCGCGCAGAAAACCCUCUGCAUUUGGCCCUUCCGCCAAUACGCACCCUAACAGCCCCGGCCCCGGACCCUCCCCCUGUUCCCCCUUCCCCCGCGCAUUCUCCCCUCAUGCCGCGCCAUCCCCCGGCGCGCAACCUUCCGCCAGCGCACCCUCCGCCAUUGCGCACUCCCCCGAUUUCUCCUCCCCGCGCGCGCCGUUUCCCGCUUCCCCCGGUGCUCCUUCCCCCGACGGCAGUCACAGUCAGGCGGGUGUUUCCUUGGGCAGCAGCACGAGCCAAUCGCCGGGUGCCACGUGGCGGCCCGCGCAGGGGGACGCGUAUCGAAGCAGGAAGCCGACGAGCGCGCUUCGAAGGGCGCAGUUAACAAGCGGCGACGCGGAGCUGCCCUUUCCGCCGCCAGAUGUGGCGGAAGAAGCGGGGAUAGCAAGGGGGAGAAAGAGAACUGGAAAAAGGGGUGUGAAACUGGGAGAAGCGGGGAAGGCGGCGGAUAAAGAGGGGAUAAGAGCGGGAACAGGGGAAGGUAGGAUGGGAGAGCGAAUGGAAGGAGUGGAAGGAGGGGGAGGAGCAGGAGGAGGGGAGGAAGAGGCAGGAGGGGAGGGAAAAGGGAGAGCCGAAGGAGCAGCAGGGAUGCAGUAUCACGGAGCAAUGGCCACGUUAAACAGUGGCACGUCCGGUUCAAAAGAUAUGGAUCCUAAGGAGCAUGGAGCAUGGAGUGAAGCUCUUAGGAACGACGGCUCGUUGCGGCCGACCGAAAGUAAAGAGUCUGCGCGGUUGAGUCAUCGCGGUCAUGGCAAAGGGUCGUUGCAGUUAUCUCAAGGCAAAGGCGAUGGUGACGGCUCUGGGCUGUGGGUGUUUGGACCGUUAGCGGACGGUUCAGAUCGAGCGGCAGUGGACGGUGCAGAUCGAGCAGCAGCGGUCGGGGUGGAUCGAGCCGUGAACGGUGCAGAUCGAGCUGUGGACGGUGCAGAGGCCGUGGACGGUAUGGAUCUUGCGUGGAUCGAAGCUUGUCAAAACGAUUCCCUCGGGGAUUGCCAUGCUGACCAAGCCAUUACCCGUGCUGCCACCGCUGCUCCCGCUGCCGCUGCCACUGGUGCUCCCGCUGCCGCUGCCGCUGCUGGUUCUGCCGGUGCUGCUGUUGCUGCUGGUGCUUCUCCUGCUUCUGCUGCUGGUAAGCUCACCAGGAAGGAACGGGCAACAGCUCGGCUCAUACAGAGUGCAGGACGUGCAUUCGCCGGCCGGCAGAAGAGCGGGCGGCAGGAAAGCGGGCGGCAGGCUUCGGAUGACAUUCGCAGCAUGACAGCUGACGGGCUUUCUGAAAAGGUUCAGAACCAGCAGCAGCAGUUGGUUCGGCCUAGUUCUUCACCCGGCCAUGGGAGCCCUUGCAAUAAUGACAUCGUUAUUGAUUAUGACACUCAUACUAACCUUUUUAUGAAUACCGGAAACAAUUGGGGCAAUUAUGAGGUAGAGGGGGGGCGUGGCGAUGGUAACAGUGGCAUUCUCAAGCUCGGCAGCAGCAGCUUCGCCAGGCUCGGCAGACGGGGCGUUCCUAGGUUCGGUAGCGACAGCCUCUCGAGGUUCGGUACUGGGGGGAGCGGUAGGUUCGGGAAUGGCAGCCUCGGCCGAGGCAGCGGGUUGAAGUUUCAGUGGAGGCUCGGGAAAAUGAGGAGGGCUGGGAGUGUGGGAGGUUUUAUUGAUGCUGGUAGUGUUGGGGAGGAGGGUGUGUUGCUAAAUCGAGGGUGCUUAAAUCGAGAGAGGGGUGGGGAGGUAUUUGUGAGUGAGUGGGUGGAUGUUACACCUGAUGAGUGUAGAGUGAGUGUGGUGAGGGAGGGGAGGAGGAAGAAAGGGAGGAGGAAAGGGAAGGAGGAGGAGGAGGAGGAGGAGGAGGAGGAGGAGGAGGAGGAGGAGGAGGAGGAGGAGGAGGAGGAGGAGGAGGAGGAGUACAAGGGGAAGAGUGAGGAUGGAAGGAAGUGUAAUACAGGGACAGGUGGUUAUAUGGAAGAAUCUUGUAACGUGGAUUCGGUGUGCAGAGAGCAGGAGGAGCAGGAGGGGAAGGAAGGGAAGGAGGGGAAGGAGGGGAGGGAGGGGAAGGAAGGGAAGGGGGGGAAGGAGGGGAGGGAGGGGAAAGAAGGGAAGGAGGGGAAGGAGGGGGGAGAGCGGUGUGUGAAGAAGGCGGCAUGCACUCUCAACUCUCCCCUCCUCCGAAUUCUUGUCUCGCCACGUCAUCAGUUUAGAGAUCAAGAGGAGUUCCCAGGCUGUGACGUGGCACACAGACAGUGGGGAGGGGAAGAGGAGGAAGAGGAAGGGGAGGUGGAAGGAGGAGAGUGGGAGGAGGAGGAGGAGGAGGAGGAGGAGGAGGAGGAGGAGGAGGAGGAGGAGGAGGAGGAGGAAUGUGAGGAGGAAGAAGAAGAGGAGGAAUGCGAGGAGGAGGAUGAUGGAGCUAGCAUGGUGUAUGGUUAUGUUGCUGAUGGUGCUGCUGCUGAUGAUGGGGAGGAGGAGGAGGAGGAAGAGGGGGAGGGCCAGUGGCAAAGGAAGGAAGGGGGGACAGGGGAAGCAGGAGUGAAGAGAGAGGAGGAAGCAGCAGAGGAGGAGCAGGAGGAGGAGGAGGAGGAGGAGGAGGAGGAGGAGGAGGAGGAGGAGGAGGAGGAGGAGGAGGAGGAGGAGGAGGAGGAGGAGGAGGAGGAGGGAGGGGGCGAAGUGGGGAUUGGGGAAGAGGAGAAACCUAUCGGUGCAAAAAGUGGGGAGGAAGCGAAUGCAGUCUCGCCUCAUAUCCUUGCUUCACCUGGCUUUGACGAGAAGAGCAGCGGUCACGAGAGCAAGAGAAACGACUUUCUCUCUCCUCGCGUGCUUGCUUCCCGUGGGUGGGACAGGAAGAGCCGCGGGCACGAGGGAGAGGGGAGGAAGAGAGGGAUGAGGUUUAGGGCCCGGAGUGAUUCGUUGAUCUCGCCCCGUAUUCUUGCUUCCCUGGGUAUGCUGCGCGUGUGUGGGCUUGGUGGGGGGCCUGUGAGGACGCAUAGUGUGGAGGAGGAGGGUGGGGAGGAGGGUGGGAGAGAGGAAGGGGGAGAGGUGAAGGGAGAAGAAAGGACGGAUGAGAAGAGGAGGGAUGAGGAGAGUAGAGAGGAGGAGAGGAGGGAGGCGAAGGAAGAGGAAGCGGGGAGGAAGGCGGAGAGGGCAGGAGAUGCAGAACGUGUUGGUGUGGGGGGUGAGGGAGAAGGAAGAGGGGAGAAGGUGGAACAGGAGGAAGGACUUUUGAGGCGCCUCAAAAGAGGGGAGAAGGUGGAACAGGAGGAAGGUAAAUGGGAGAAGUUAGAGGAAGUGGAAGCAUCAGAGGGGGAUAAUGGUCUUGCAAAUGCAGCGGCUGGUGGUCGUGACUUGGGCGGCAGUGAAAUGGGCGGCAGUGAUUUGGCUGGAAGUGAGUUGGGCGGCAGUGAGAUGAGUUGCACUGAUGGGAGGGGUGGGUGGCUGAGUGGGUUGAGAAAAGGGAUGAUGGGGAGGAGGAGGGAGGAGGGAGAGGGGAGUGUGUGGCUCAGUAAGGUGGCUAGAGGGGCAAGGACUAUGGGGAGGAGGGAGAGGAGCGAGUGGGAGGAGUGUGAAGGGGGAGGGAGCGAUGACGAGAGGGGUUGGAGAGAGAGGGGCAGUGGAAGAAGGGAGGGGGUUAAGGGGUCAGCGGAAGGGGCAGGGACAAGGUCAGGGGCAAGGGGGGGGAUCGAAGGGGACGGGGCAGACGGGGGAAGUAAUGGGGAAGGGCGAGUGUUGAGAAGAGCAAACACGACAGGUGAUCACAGGCGGGUGCAUUGUGUGCAGGAGAGGAACGGGAAGGUGGGCUUUGAUCUGCCUGAAACAAGCAGUGCAGGACAGCACAUUCGGGGAGAGAGGGGCGGGAGGGGAGAGAGAGGAGAGCGGGGAGAGAGGGACAUGGGUGGAGAGGAGCGAGGGAGCAGGAGACUGCAGAGGAGGGGGAGUUGUGGGGAGGUUGAAAUGCAGAGAGGAAAGGGAGGAGGGUCAGAGGAAAGGCGAGAGAGGGAAGGGGUGAGAGAGAAGGGGGGAAGCAGGAGGCUGCAGAGGAGGGGGAGUUGUGGGGAUGUUGAAAUGUGGAGGGAUGGAAGGGAAGGUACAGAGGAAAGGCGAGGGUUCAGCAGGAGGUUACAGAGGAGGAGUAGCUGUGGGGAGGUUGAAAUGCGGGAUGGAAGGGAUGGAAGGGAUGGAAGGGAAGGUACAGAGGAAAGACCAGGGAGUGGCAGGAGGCUGCAGAGGAGGGGUAGCUGUGGGGAGGUUGAAAUGCGGAGUGAGGGCAAGUGGAAUGAAUUAGAGCAAGGAGUGGCUAAGGUAGGGGCCCCCUCUGGUGUGAGUAGAGCGCAGGUGCUCGCUCGAGCAGAGAGCUUAAGAGUGAUGCUUAGGGGUGAACGGCCUGGUUCUGCUAUUUCUGCUGGGAAUGGGACCAGGGCGAACGAGCUUGGACGAGCAGAGAGCUUAAGAGUGACACUUAGGGGUGAACGGCCUGGUUCUGCUCUUGCUGCUGGGAAUGGGGGCAGGUCAAAUGGGCUUGGACGAGUGGAGAGCCUAAGAGUGACACUUAGAAGUGCGCGACCUGCUUCUGCUGGGGUGGUGGAGACGAGGGUAGUUGAUACUGGAGAGAAAGAGGGGAGAGGGGAAGCAGGGGCAUGUGUCAGGAGGGCAUCUCUUACAGACCUGAACAGUGGAAGCGAAGGCACCUGCUAUGAUUUAGUUACGGGGGAAGAGGGCGAGUGGUUGAAGGGAGAGUGGGAAGAGGAGGAAGAGUGGUUGAAGGGAGAGUGGGAAGAGGAGGAAGAGUGGGAAGACGAGGAAGAGUGGUUGAAGGGAGAGUGUGAGGAGGAGGGAGAGUGGGAAGAGGAGGAAGAGUGGGGAGAGGGAGAGGGUGUUAUAGGGGAUGAUGGUGCAACAGUUAAACAGCUUAUAUCGGAUACUGCCACAUCAACUCCCCCUGCUCCUCCCCCUGCUCCUCUCCUUUCUCCUCCCGGUUUUCCCGCUUCUGCAUCUUUUUCGCGUGUCCACAACCCCAGUCCCCGAGCCUUUAAUCCCCACAUGCUCAGGAGACCUCUACUCUCUGAUACUGCCACGGCUACUCUUCCUGCCAUUCUUCCUGCUGCUCCCCCUGCUGCUCCCCCUGCUGCUCCCCCUGCUGCUCCCCCUGCUGCUCCCCCUGCUCCCAACGUGCGACAGCAGCAGGGACCUCUACUGGCUGAUACCUCCGCAACUGCUCCCCCUGCCAUUUCUCCUUCCGCCCAUCUCCCUCUAGGUCAGCCCCCUUUGUCCCUGCGACCCCGCCCCCGGGUUCUCCGGAAAGUGGCAUCUCUGGGUGCGGUGCAGAGGGUUUCGGAUGACUUCUGUGCGGUGCAAAGCGCAUCCCAUGACCUGAAUGCCUACAGGUUUGGUGACCUGUAUGCUGCACCUGCUGCACUGCACACACCUCCUUCGGAUCCAACUGCUUCUGCUACUUCUCCUGCAGUGCAUGCGCCUGCCUCUGCCUCUGCUACCAGCAAUGUUACCAGCGGCAGCAGGCGAAUUGCUGUUACCACGGGCACCCUUGACGUCAGCAGCGUUCGUAACAGCCUUGUUGUGCGAGCCCUAGCCUCGCCUCGAGUGCGCUCUGCCUCAAAUAAUACCAGCAGUGUUCCCACCAGCAAUGCGACUACCAGCAGCAAUGCUGCCAGCGGCAAUGCUGCCAGCAGCAGCAGGCGAAUCGAUGUCACUAGCGCCACCGUUGAUAUUACCGGCGUUCGCAACAGCCUGGUUGUGCGAGCCCUGGCCUCGCCUCGAGUGCGCUCUGCUUCUGUUGCCAGCGAUGCUACCAGCAAUGCCAGCACCAGCAAUGUUAGCACCAGCAGUGCUACUGGCGGCACCGUUGAUCGUACUGGCAUUCGCAACAGCCUGGUUGUGCGAGCGCUGGCCUCGCCUCGAGUGCGGUCGGCUGUUGCCAGGUCAGCAAAGCAGUGGGAGCAGGAUGAACAGUACCAGAGCCAUUUUGAACAGUACCAAUCUUGUGAUUUUGAACAGUACCGGGGCAAUCAUGAACAGUACCAGGGUCAUCAUGAACAGUACCAGGGUCAUCAUGAACAGUACCAGGGUCAUCAUGAACAGUACCAGGGUCAUCAUGAACAGUACCCGGGUCAUCAUGAACAGUACCAGGGAUAUCAUGAGCCAUGGGUAGACGUGAACAGUCCGCACCUGCCCAGCCUAUUGGAGCUAGACGGGGAGGGGGAUGAGGGGGAGAGGGGGAGAGGAGACAAGGGGGCAGGGGAGAGGGUGAGAAGGGGCAAGGGGGCAGGGGAGAAGGUGCGUCGGAAGGAGCGCGAGCAGCAGCAGCCGCAGCAGCCGCAGCAGCAGCAGCAGCAGCAGCAGCAGCAGCAGCAGCAGCAGCGGCGGCAGCAGCGGCAGCAGUCGCCCCGGUUGCAGCAACACAGCAGCUUCAAUGCCUGUCAAACCCUCUUCUCACCGUCAUCCCUUCCCUCCAUUCCCUCUGAUCCCUCCUUCCCCUCUGAUCCUUCCCUUCCCUCUGACCCUGCUGCAUCCCCGAAUGGCUCGGGCUUGUUUCAGCCUGUUCCCAAGGCUUGUCCCGGACCUGUGGCCGAGCCUGGGCACAAGCGGCGGGUGUCUUUCAACUCGAUGGUGCAGGUUCGGACGAUCACCGAACUUAGCAGCAGCAAUGGCAAACAGGGGGAGCGUAAGAGUUCGGAUGCUAUGGUGUGUAGGGAUGCAGUGGGCACUGGGGCAGAAGCAACAGCGAAUGGGAAUGGAGGAGCACGAGCAGGAAUGGCAGAAGUAGCUGCAGGACUAGGAAAAUGA